Molecule: messenger RNA, 3779 nt
Organism: Xiphias gladius (swordfish)
Lineage: Eukaryota; Metazoa; Chordata; Actinopteri; Istiophoriformes; Xiphiidae
Product: zf-DHHC domain-containing protein
Exons: 9
Coding region: 1-927 (308 amino acids)
Molecular function (GO): palmitoyltransferase activity
Source: RefSeq, a predicted model, not a curated record
AUGGCGUCUCUGCGCUGUAGGCGAGACCCCUGCGGCGUUAUCUGUCUGAUUUUAACUUAUUUCAGCGUGUUUUACGCGGACUACGUGGUCGUACAGUAUGUCCUCAUCCCCACCUACUCGGGCAGUGUGUGGUGCACUCUCCACGGAUCGGUCUUCAACCUGAUUCUGCUGCUGCUGCUGGCCUGCCACUCCAGAGCCGUCUUCUCGGAUCCCGGUAUGGUGCCUCUGCCCGACACGGCCAUAGACUUCUCCGACCUGCGCUCGCAGUCGUCUCGGAUGAACGAGCGGGGCUGCGAGGGCUGGACGGUGUGCAGUCGCUGCGAGACCUACAGACCUCCCAGAGCGCAUCACUGCCGCGUCUGUCAGAGGUGCAUACGCCGCAUGGACCAUCACUGUCCGUGGAUCAACAACUGUGUCGGGGAACUAAACCAGAAGUAUUUCAUCCAGUUUCUCUUCUACACUGGCGUGGCCAGUCUGUACUCCAUGGUGCUGGUGGUGUCGGCCUGGGUGUGGCGGAUCAGGAACGAGAGAGAGGGCGAUGCAGAGAAAGAAGGAGAGGAGACGCCCAGCAAACACCUGAUCGUUGCUCACUACAUCAUCCUGCUGGUGGAGUCUGUGUUGUUUGGUGUAUUUGUCAUGGUUAUCUUCUAUGAUCAGUUGGUCUCCAUAAUCACAGACGAGACUCCCAUCGAGCAGAUGAGGAACAGGCUGAUGAUCAAGGACCGAGGCCCCUCAUCUUCCUCCUCUUCAUCCCCCUCCUCCUCACAGCUGCCUCACCACCCCUCGCACACCCGCAAGCCAAAGCUGGCUCUGCUGCGGGAGGUCUUCGGAAGGGGCUCAGUCUUUUGCUGGCUUCUUCCUCUCCACUCCAGCCCUCCGUCUGUCGGCGGCAUCGCCUACUCCGCCCUGCCCGACUACAACGUCUGACCUCUGACCUGUGGGAGCGAGAGGGGACGAGGAAAGAAUGGCGAGGAAAGGUUUUGCCUGUGUGUGUGUGUGUUUGUGUGUGAGAAUGAAUUUUCUGCCUAACCACUAUGUCUAAUCCUUGGACCUGAGAGACCAAGAGGAAGGAGGAUGAAGGCCGAGACGGGGGACGAAUGAUGAGAGAGUGAGUGUGUAUGAGAUGAGGGAAUGUGCUGAGUGUGUGUGGUUUUAUCCCCCAGGACUUAAAAAGACCCCAGACUCGUGUAAAUCUCUCUCCCGUCUUUCCUGUCAUGAAGGACGAGCACUGACGGUCCCCCUUUUGCUCUGAUCUGUAGUUUAACUACCAGCUAUCUUUUAUUAUUGUGACAGAAGUGGAGGUUUUGACGCCGUGUGGACACCGGGGUUUGACUGACGCGCGUUUAACAAGGCUGAUAUGGAUGUUUUAGCGCCACAGCUGCUGAUACUGGGUUUGUCAACCAGCUUCACGCUCACCAGUUUAGAUUUUCAGAUUUCUCGCCUGUAUAGCAACAUUUGUUCCGUCAUGAGACAUAAAAACUGUCCAUAGGAACCCAGAGAUGCUGACAAUGGAGCCCGAUACACAACGUUAAAAUUAUUCAUCUGCACCAACGGGGGCCGUGUUCAAAGAACAUGCAAACGUGCUCCUGACGUUAAGACAGCAAGGUGUAUUGGUCUAACCCGCAACGUUUUUUUAAGCUCCGAGAGAAGUUAGAGGCGGUCCGGACGACUCCGUAGUCUGUCAGACCUGCCCGCAGUCGGAAUGAGCCUUGUAGUGGCAGCGUGAAUUUCUCCUAAGAUACAGUAGAAAUGGCAAAAGCUCCCGGCGCCUCACCAACGAACCGAAGCGACCCGGUAACACCAGAGAUGGUUCACACGACUCUACACCAGUUGGACACUGGAAAAAUACAGUUUGCAGCGCUGAUGAACCACGAAUUACUCGUUAAACCAACACUACAUUAAGUAUUUAUUUAAUAAUUAGAUAAAUAAAGGUGAUUUCAUGGCCAUCACUGGAUCGCACGGUAAAAUUGAUGCUAUAUGUAGAAUUAUUCCAUCAAAGGAUAAAUCUUUUCGGUCAAUAGGUUAAAAAAAAAAAAAAAAUCACAGUAUCAACAUGCAGAUGGUGUUUGAUUCAUUUUACAGCUUAUAUGACAUCUCAAUAAUCCUUUCUAAUUCAGUGUCAUUUGUGACUUCCACACACGUUGUACAUCGAUGAAUCUUUAAUUUCACAGUCGAGAACAGGCCUGUCACCCGUCGACCAGUCGCUGCAGACAUCGUGAGUCGGUUCGUACAAGAAACCGGGUCGACCUCAGCCCUUUUUCUUAAAAUCGGGGCCCCUAGCGGUAAGAUGAGAGGCCUGGGUCGUACAGCCCCUGAGCAAAAGGGCCAGGUGACGUGUCAGCCGAACCCCGGCGCGUUUUCCGUGACGGUUGAGUCGACCUCUCGCCAGUAUUAACGCCAGCAGAGGUUUUUAGCGCAUAAACUCUCUGUCGUCAGCUCCCUCUGACUUUGACAAGCCGGUCAGGAGCAGCGGUCUCUCAGCGUUCGUAGACCUUCAGCCCCUGAAUGGAAACGGAUCAAAACUGCCCUUCUGGCUGUUGAGACCUGGGAACGCUGAGAACACUUUGCCCCAAAAUUAGUCUCUUACUGAAUUAUGUUAUGUUUUGCAAGAUGGCAGAGAAAUUAUUUAUGCUUUUUUUGUACAGAAUCAAUUUUUUUUUUUUUUUUUGGAUCUGGCUUAAUGUCCAAGUCGAGCUUUAAAAAGUUUCCAGGGAUGCACUGAUAUGGCCUUUUCAAGCUGAAAUCUAAUAUUAUUCCAUCUGUAUCGGUGCAGCUCAGUGAAUUAACAGGUGCAAAACAGGUUGAGCUUUAAUGUUUUUCGAGGUUAUUGAUUCAUUCACAAUACUUUCACCGCAUGCUGGUAUACUCUAUAAUGGCCAAAAAUAUGUGGACGCCUGAACACUACACCCAUAUGCGAUAGCUCGACGUCUCAUUUCAAAACCAUGAGCGUUAAGCUGCUGCUAUAACGAACUCCACUCUUUUGGGGUUUGUUCUCAUUCAGCCACAAGAGCGAUAGGGCGGUUGGGUGAUCUGGCCAGGUCUGGCUCUCAGUCCGCGUUCCAGUUCAUCCCAAAGGCCUUCGACGGGGUUGAAGUCAGAGCCUCGUGCGGGUCAGUCGAGUUCCUCCACGACCGAACUGGGAAAGCUAUUGCUUCAGAGAGCUGGCUUUGUGCACAGGGGCACCGUACUGAUGAAAGAGGAAGCGGAAAUCCCAAAACUAUUGUCUAAAAUCUCUUUGUAUGCUGUAACGUUAAGACUUCCCUUCAUUGGAACUAAGGAGGCAAGCUCAAACCACAAAUAUCAGCCCUAGACCACAUGUCCACAUACUUUCGGCCACAUAUUGUACUAGUGCAUCUCUAACGUAUCUCUGUUUCUGUUACCGAGUUAGGUGAAGGUCCUCCACCUUAAAACAAACACCAAAAGACACUGCAGGUCAACGUAUUGUCUGUGAUUUAUUUGUUUUUAUUCCCAAACCAGCCACUGGAGCUCGAGACCUCAGUUCCGCCACGACAGAAACACUAGAGGCAUUUUUAACGAGGUGACAAAAACUAGCUACCUGUCCUCCGUUACUUCCUGUGAAUGAAUACACCCACACUGAUGAAGGGUGUAGGAACAAAUGAGGUCUGUUGGGAGUUUGAUGUGACGCCUUGGGGUUCGUAACGAAACAGGAACUGGAGAAUGUCCACAAAGAGAUUCCUUUUUGUGUUUAGUUUAAUUUUUUUCCUCAUUCCUGUGUUGAUUUUGAAGGACAAAGAUUUCAGUUUGACGUGCUACUAACU